GUGGACCAAUGACAGCUGAGUGGAGACAACACUUCAGAUGUUUGCGGGAACAGUUGGAGUGUUUUUGGGCUUUAAAGCGAGAGAAGAAACGUUUAAAGGACAAUUUUCUACCUGUCAGCCCAUAGUUUCAGAGAAACAGUCACCAUGAAGUUUACACCCCGUCCUGUCAGAAAAUCUUCAUUUAGCAGCUUCAUCCUGACUAUCGUCUUGUUGCUGCAUUGCUGCCACAUAACCAGCAUUCUUGGCCAGAACUCUGAAGGUGCCUUAACUGUGGUGGAGAACACAGAGGAAGGUGAUGAAGAAGAGGAGGUGACAGUAGUUGAUGAUAACGAUGAAGAAGAUCUGGAAGUGGUCCAACCUACCGAGCAGUGGCAGACACUCAAACCAGACCAGGCAGUGCCACCUGGUUCCCAUGUGAGGCUGAACCUACAGACAGGAGAGAGGGAGGUCCGACUGGGAGAAGAGCAGCUGAAGUACUGGACUCAGGAGCACAGGGAGAAGGAGGAGACCCAGUCCUCCUUCAGUCCAGAUGAGCUAAAACGAGCCAUGAAGAAGAUAAAGGAGGAUCUGAGCCUCUCUGGCAAAGACACAAGUCCUCAGGAGUCUGUGAUAUCUAAGUAUCGUCCCCUGGAGGAGUUAAAGAAAGACAUGGCUCAGCUGGACAUGUUAGUUGAGACGGAUGUUCAGAUCAUGAGGCGCCUGCUGGACCAGUUCAACAGCAGCAACUCCACUACAGAGCAGAGACUUGGCAUCCUGCUGGAGCUGGAGUACAUGGUACAUCAGGUGGAUAACGCUCAGAACCUGUGUUCAAUGGGGGGUCUGCAGGUCGUUCUGGAAGGUCUGAACAGCUCUGACUUCAGGUUACAGGAAAACUCUGCCUUCGUCCUGGGAUCUGCUGUGUCCAGUAACCCGGUGGUUCAGGUGAAAGCUGUGGAGAGUGGCGCUCUGCAGACGCUGUUGACCACUCUGGCUACCGUACAGCCGCUCAAUGUCAAAAAGAAGGUUCUGUUUGCAGUAGCCUCCCUCCUGCGUCACUUCCCCUACGCUCAGCAUCACUUCCUGUCACAUGGAGGGCUGCAGGUCCUGUCAGAGCUGUUCAGGGCUGAUGGAGGCGGAGUUCUACGUACGCGCAUCGUCACCAUGCUGUAUGACAUGAUCAGUGAGAAGGAACUGAUCUCCCAGGCGGGUUUGGACUCAGUUCUGGAUGCCUCCCACGAGGAGCGGGUCCGUCAGUACUCCAAGGUGUCCCUGCAGGGGCAUCUGUUAGAGAAGGGCUGGUGCAGUCUGGUUCCUCAGCUGCUGGAGUCCACUGAGCACGACUACAGAGAGAAGGGUCUCCGAGCUUUGUUGGCGAUGGCUCCUGUAUGUUUGGAUCAGUACCGUUCAGACAGCGCUCUGCUGGACUCUCUGCUCUCUCUCAAAGACCAGUACCAGGAAAUGGUUCAGUCAGAAAUGAUUCUAGGGGAGGAGAACAGCUACUUUGCAGAGAUUGUGGAACUAAUAGAUGCGCUGCAAGUAAAAAUGAAAUGAGCAGGAGAUUGUACAUGGAUAUUAUAUACUAAUCCUUCACCACUCCUUAAGUGCAUCAACAACCACAGACAGACAAAAUGUUCAAACACGAGUAGCCUACUGCAUGUGAAUCAAGGAUAAGGAUCACAUGUUUGAAGACUUCGAGCAGACCCUGUAGAUGAUCAUUUUGAGCCUUAUCAUCUCCUCUGUCAUCCUGUUUGUGACCUGGAGGUUUUGAAGGGUGUUGCAAGUUUUACGAUGCAUGUGGAGGAGAGAGGAGGCUUCCUGAAGGAGCUAUGAGUGAGAAUGCACAGGUGUAUCCUCAUAUCUAUUGCAGAAGUUUUGUUUGCACACAUCACAUUUAAUUAAUAUCACUUUGAAACAACAGCGCUUCUCCACUUGCAUCUCACUUGGGAGGAACUAAGAUGUGAGAUGGGAACUGAGGGUGUACAAAGUGAGAAAUCAGAAGAUUGGUACGACCGGCUAAUUUCAUUGGUGGCCUUUCAGCUUUUGCAGGAGUAAAGGGGAUUAGGAUAGAUUUACCUUUUUUUCAAAAAUUGUUGUGGGAAUGUAUUUUUACUUUGUGCUGAUAAUUUAAAAAUAAAUUAUUUAAAAAUUA
Amphiprion ocellaris (clown anemonefish) is the source of this 2128-nucleotide messenger RNA. It is a transcript of the gene sil1, whose product is annotated as SIL1 nucleotide exchange factor. NCBI's taxonomy places the organism in Eukaryota, Metazoa, Chordata, Actinopteri, Pomacentridae. The record is from RefSeq and is a predicted model, not a curated record. The coding region runs from base 145 to 1530 and encodes 461 amino acids. The transcript is spliced from 12 exons.